AGAGAGAGAGGGAGAGAGAGAGAGAGCUGGCUGUGGAUCGAGCGCAUCCCUCUGGAGCCGAGGAUGCGUCUAGGAGCAUGAGCGCCGGUGGGAAGGAGCAUGACAUGGUGUGUCAGAAAGCAGUGGCCCUCAUAGCUGACCUUUGCAUCCAGGACAGUCCACUCUUAGACCACAACACCUGCGAGGAGUUCCUCUUCCUCAUCGCCAACCAGGACUACAGCCUCAACCAACCCGCCUCAGACGUCACCGUUGGCCUCCCCGUUGGCGUGCUGGUGGCGUGCGGCCUAGUCCUGCUGCUGCUGGUUGCGUUAGCCUCUUGGAAGCUGUGCUGGGUGCCUUGGCGCAACAAGGCCAUUUCCUCCGGCUCCGCUCUUUCCCCGGACGAGUGCCCCCCCUCCCUGCAGCCAGAACUGCCCUCCCUCCUGCCCAGCCCACAGCAGCCCCUGAUCAGCAUGGCCGCAGAGAAGGUUAAGGAGUCCCUGUCGCCCGUGGGCUUCCUGGAGGCAGCGGUGAAGAUCAGCCACACAUCGCCUGACAUUCCGGCUGAAGUGCAACUCUCCAUGAGGGAGCACUUCCUGCGGCGCACGCAGCGCAUGCAGAGACAGACCACCGAGCCGGCCUCGUCCACCAGGCACAGUUCCUUCAAACGUCACCUGCCCCGCCAGAUGCAGGUUGGCAGCCUGGAUCUGGGGAACGACUACGUGGAUGUGGAUGAGCAACCCACCAGCAUCGGCCGCAUCAAGCCUGAGCUGUACAAGCAGGCCACCCUGGAAAGCGAGGAGUCUGCCAAGAAUGGAGGUGGCAAGACGUGUGGCAAGAUCAGCUUCUCACUCCGCUAUGACUACGAGAAUGAGAUGCUGCUGGUCAACAUCCUCAAGGCCUUCGACUUGCCAGCCAAGGACCUCUGUGGAAGCUCGGACCCUUAUGUCAAGAUCUACCUGCUGCCCGACCGCAAGAAGUUCCAAACGCGGGUCCACCGCAAGACACUCAACCCCACCUUCAAUGAGUCCUUCCAGUUCCCGGUGCCCUACGAAGAGCUGCCUGUCAGGAAGCUACACCUCAGCGUCUUCGACUUUGACCGCUUCUCCCGACACGACAUGAUUGGUGAGGUUGAGGUGGACAACUUGCUGGAGGUGUCCGAUCUUUCCCGGGAGACUUCCAUAUGGAAGGACAUUCAGUACGCUACCACUGAGAGUGUGGACCUUGGAGAAAUCAUGUUCUCGCUGUGCUACCUGCCUACUGCGGGAAGACUCACUCUGACUGUUAUCAAGUGCAGGAACCUCAAGGCCAUGGACAUCACUGGAUACUCAGAUCCCUACGUAAAAGUGUCUCUCAUUUGUGACGGGAAACGUUUGAAGAAGAAGAAGACCACAAUCAAAAAGAACACACUGAACCCCACCUACAACGAAGCCAUAAUUUUCGACAUUCCUCCAGAGAGCAUGGACCAAGUCAGCCUGCACAUCUCUGUCAUGGACUAUGACCUGGUGGGUCAUAACGAAAUCAUAGGCGUGAACCGUGUCGGCUGUGGAGCCGAGGGACUCGGCCGAGACCACUGGAACGAAAUGCUGGCAUACCCCCGCAAACCCAUUGCACACUGGCACCCCCUUCUGGAGCCCAAGAAAUCAGAAAAAGAGUGGAAAACCAGGACAGCUAGUUUUGACAGUCAGGGGUCUUGCCCCUCCCCUAAAGCCCCCGCCAGCCCUUGAGCAGAACCACAUGUUCACCAGGAGGCCCCCCUUUCCCCGACUGUCUGUGUGCUCAAGGAAAAGAAAAAAAAAGAACAAAAAAAAAAACAGAAAACAACAGCCAUCUCCAAGUUUACCUUGACAGUGGCUCCCAAGCGCUGAUCCAUGAUCAGUUUCCUGCAGUGUUUGUCUAACGUCUCUGGAGUCCGACUCUUUCAAAAGCUGAUUUUCCCAUCAGUUCUUGGGGGCCUUGCGCACCCGGACUUAUUACACCUCUUGUGCUCUGAAGAGGCCAGGCCUUGUGGAACAGCAUGGUAUUGUUAGCAGAAGGAUUUUCCCUUUUUCCACAUUUUGAAGAGCAUCUCCAGAAGCGAGGUGAAUGAAAUCUGACCGCGGUGUUCUCAGAGGAGCUGCGCGCGCAGAUGGGAGCAGCUCUUUGAUGAUCGCUUCACUCGGAGCUAGCUGUUUGAAAGGAGGAACAGCUUAUCGCAUAGAGCUGAGGGUCUGGCUGGUGUAGGGAAGAAUGGGCACAGCUAAAGCUCAGCUGAUUAAAGAAAAAGGACUCAAGCAAAGCUUCAUAUCACUGAGGGCUGAUGGCAGAGGAAGAGAUGGGACCACCAGUUGUUAUGUCAUGAAUGAACCACUUCCUCUCCUGAUUCGUCUGAGAAAAGCGAACCUUGAAUGAGUACACAUAGUAGAGACUUUUACUUUUAAAACUUACCUGUCUCGAGUUUGUUGAUGUCGUUGUAAGAAAUGGUGUAUAUCGUAAAAAAGUGGCGUUUGCCAAUUUCAGCACAGCACAAUGCUCUGAAGUGCUUUCCUUACCCUUAAAGGACCUGUCCAAGCAAGACUUGUAGGCCUGAAGUCUUUGGUGGAUAUAUUUGUACAUGAAUGGAAUACUGUACAUUUAACUGUAUCAUUUUAAUUUACCUAGUUAUAUCUUGGGCAUUCGAGGUUCAAAGUGAUUAGAUGUAACAUCUUUUUAUGUUAGCAUUGAUCUUUCUUUAACUAACACUUUUAUUUUAAAUGAAUGUGCUACUGAACAGGUUUUACUCACUUUUCGUCUGCUGUUAUCAGAUUCUGGACUUCAUCGUGUUGCUAAAGUUGUAGCUGGAAAGCUGUCAAAGGUUGUUGCGUCUUUUACUGUCACUUAUUCUGCUGUCCACCUCAACUGUACUGUAACAUGCCACUGUCAUCAGUUAGUUAGCUGAAACUGUAAGAGCACAAAAUGAAUUGCUGUUGUACAGUGGGAAAAAUGUGGGAUUUAAAACAUACACAAGAAACGUAUCAAAAAAGUAUUCCGUCUCCAACAUUUCGUAGCACCAAACUACUGUUAAGGAUGAAUUGAAACACUUAAACAAUGAGUUACCUGCAUUAACUCAUCCCCUGUAACAUACUGUACAUCAUCGCUGCCGGAACAAAACCUUUUAUCUCCAUUGUUGUCGUUUUUCAUUUUUUGACAUUAUUCGAAAUUUCGAUAUAUUUUUUACAUUCUAUGAACAUUACAUGAUGAGUGAACUGACAGAAAUUGCUCAAAAGCUACUUUGAAUAAAAUCUCUUUACAUUAACUUACAUUGAAAAGUGAGAAUGUUUUUGUUUUCUCCAGUAAAGUUGCUAUUUUGGUUUUGUUCCUACAGCGACAACAUAUAUGAGCACACUAGAGGGAUAUUAAAGCAUUAUAAGACUUUGUAAAAGUAGACUGAGACAGAAAACACUAUGCAGUCUGCCAGGAACAUAGUAAACAUGCACUAUGGAUAAUGAGGGAUUUGUUGUUGCUGUAACAACAGCAUGGCUGCCGCCCACUAAGCUAAGCAUAGUAUUUCUGUUUUGGACACUAAACAAGAAACAGUAAUAUAAUUCUCAUUUAAAGGCUAAUUCAUUUUUUCAAUUUUUUUUCAAAUUUCUGCAUAAUUAGACUAUAAAGAUGUAAACAAAGUCAGUGAUGUGAGGUGAAGUGCCCUGUUCUAGAUAAAUGCUCAUGACAGUUCUCUUAGAAAACAGAAGUGCUAAAUGUCUCUAAAAGCUACAUGACAGGAAAUUACUACUUGAAAAGAUCACAAAUACGUUGCCUGAGGUCUGACACAUUGUUUUCUGAUAGUUUUGAGAUAAGCGUUUGGCUUAAAAUAUAUUUAAUCCUUAGCAACAACAUACGUGCAGGGCAUUUAAAAACUCAGGACGUAUGGGUUCAUUUUGGAUAGUAAAGAAAAGUACUAUAUUUGUAUUAUGGCCUUAUUAGACAUUGGGACAACCCCUGGUUCCCAUCAACACCACUGUAAAAUUUUAAAUUAGAGCUGGUCAGUUUCACAUCAUACCACUCUGAAUAACCUUAUGUACAUCUCCAAAAUUGAGCUACACAGAGAAUGUUUUAAAAAUUGGAAGAAGUUUAAAAACAGAUUGUUUUACAUUUUCUGCAGAAGUAAAUCAGUGGGAUUAAAGAGUGAAAAAGCCAUCCAGAGCAGUUUCAUGUGAAAUGCUUCAUUGGAGAGAAACCUCACAGUGAUGGUGAUAGGAACCAGGCCUCUGAAGAGUUUAAUGCUUCUGAAGGUUAUCACAUGAAAUGAUAAUGAACACACUGCCUGAUGCCUGAGACACUGUUUUACAAUAAUUUUGAAAUAAACCUUUGGCUUAAAACCUUUUUCCCAAUACGUUCAAGCUGGAGAGAAACGUGCAGGGUGUUGUAAGGUAAAAUAGUCCCCCAAGAAAACAUAUUUUUCAGAUUUACCAUAUUUAUCCAUCAUCAACAUUACAUAUAAACACUCAGAAGACACAUGCAGGCUCACUGCUCUUCUAUAUAUGUUAAAUAACAUGACUAUAUUUGCAUUGUAGAUAUGGCAACCCCUGGUUCCUAUCACCACAAAUGUGGAGAAAUCUUAAUUGGUAAGGUUCUCUUCAUCAUCUGCAUCAUCUCACACCAAACCCCUCUGAAUGACUUUUUACAACUCACUGAUUUAAUUAUGCAGAAAUGUUUGAAAAUUGUUGGAAUCCCUCUUUAAGAUUUAAGUAGUUUAAUCUGUUCAUAGUGUGCUUAAUGAAUGUGUAAUGAGGGCAUUAUCACCCAAAACAGUUAAACAUUGAGAAAUGUUAUAACACCCAGCGGUAAAGGAUAACAAUUGUAGCUACAUGCAAUACAGAGUAAUCUAAAGCAAAAAAAGGUCUAAGGAUUUUAUUUAAUAAUAGCAGUCACGUCUGGCAAAUGUAUUUUGUCCAUGUGUUAACUGGCUUUUGAGAUGGUUGGUGUCAUAAGUGUAUUGAGGCAGUGCUCCAAACUGAAUCUGUUCUUCAGAAUAUGUAAAGCUAUGGUCUUUUUUUUAACUUAAAGGGGAAAAAAGCAAUUAGAAAUUGCCAUUGUACUGGUCUUUGUGAUUUAAAGUUGACCUUUUCCAUGAAAAUAGCUGAUCUUUUCCCUUUGUUUCCAUGUUAUUCAUAAAUAAUCCAAUACUGUAAGAUGCUAUUUUUUUUUAUAUUUUUUUUUUCACCAUAGUGUGGUAUCUAUGGGUGUGAGAAGAGUUACUCCAGACAUUCUUACAUGCUUAAAAAGCCACUUACUGGCAGAGAACCUGGAGUGGAGUGGAGAAUGCGUGGGAACUGCAUUAGUUCCUCCUGAGUCUCAGUCAUCCUGGUACUGCCCUGUGAGUUUUAAAUCAAAGAGGAACAUCGGGGAGCACACUGGACUCCGAUGAACUUAACAUCUGCCGAAGACCUAUGAGACAUCAAUCCUGAUGGACUUACCUGAGGCCGCAGAGCUUGUCGUCCAACAUGGUCUCAGAUGCUUCUGCCCAAAUAUGGUGGAUAGUGCUCCAGGGUCUAGAAUAUUCCCUGAAGUCAACAAGUUCCAGAUGCUACAGUCUGGAAAUAAAUACAACACUUGGGCUCCACGUUAGAACUUGUCCUCCAUUACAUUACAUUACAGUUGUUGAGGUUUACGAAUUUCUAUGUGAUUAAAUUAAUUGAAUAUUUUGGCAGACUCAUGAAUAACUCCAGGUAACUUGAUGACUUGACUUGAUGUACCGUUCUUUUUGGUUCCUACCUGUUCCAACAAUGUUUAUGAUGUCCUCAGGCUCAGACAAUAUAGACACAAUGUGUUCCUGUUGUACAGUGGAAUCUGUGAAAUGGGUACAAAUUACUUCAUGGUCUGUGUGGUUUCUCAGCCUCUUUCUCCUGUGAAUUUAACAACUUUCCAAUUUUAUAUUGAAGAUUUGUACUUGUAAUACAACUGUUGAACAACUGUUCUUGUAUUUCAAACAUGAGAAAAUAAAGCUGUCGGUUCAGUCGUUUCA
Pygocentrus nattereri (red-bellied piranha) is the source of this 5962-nucleotide messenger RNA. It is a transcript of the gene syt6a, whose product is annotated as synaptotagmin VIa. Gene Ontology annotation, molecular function: calcium-dependent phospholipid binding; clathrin binding; syntaxin binding. The transcript has 8 exons. Gene Ontology annotation, biological process: regulation of calcium ion-dependent exocytosis; calcium-ion regulated exocytosis; cellular response to calcium ion. Lineage: Eukaryota; Metazoa; Chordata; Actinopteri; Characiformes; Serrasalmidae. Gene Ontology annotation, cellular component: membrane. Bases 78 to 1706 code for a protein of 542 amino acids. The record is from RefSeq and is a predicted model, not a curated record.